CUUCACUCUUCAAGCUCAUAUCCCAAUUUCACUAAAUCUUUCAGUACACCUAUCAAUGGAGCUCAUCACCCCCUCUUGGGCUUCCUACUUGGUCGCCUGGCUAGCCACCGUUGCCCUGCUACUCCUCUCCCGUCGCAUCCGUCGCCAGAAACUCAACCUACCUCCCGGUCCAAGGCCAUGGCCCAUCAUCGGAAACCUCAACCUUAUUGGCCCGCUUCCACACCGCUCCCUUCAUAAGCUGUCUCAAAAAUAUGGGCCCCUUUUGCACCUCAAAUUUGGGUCAUUCCCUGUUGUGGUGGGCUCCUCGGUUGAGAUGGCGAAAGCCAUGCUCAAAACUUAUGACGUCCAGUUCGUUGGCCGGCCCAAAAUAGCCGCCGGCAAAUACACAACCUACAAUUAUUCUGAUAUCACAUGGUCACCUUAUGGCCCCUACUGGCGCCAGGCUCGCAAAAUGUGUUUAAUGGAGCUGUUUAGCGCUAAACGCCUUGAAUCCUUGGAGUACAUAAGGGUGGAAGAAAUGAAGCUGUUACUUAAAGGGUUGUUCGCAUCAGCUGGGAAACCGGUUUUCUUGAAGAAUCAUCUCUCAGAUGUAAGUUUGAAUGUGAUUAGUCGCAUGGUGUUGGGGAAAAAAUACACAGAAAAGGAUGAACAGAACGAGAUUGUCACGCCACAAGAGUUUAAGGAAAUGCUUGAUGAGUUGUUUUUGCUAAACGGGGUGUUGGAUAUUGGGGACUCGAUUCCAUGGCUUGGGUUCUUGGACUUACAGGGGUAUAGAAAGAGAAUGAAGGCGUUGGCGAAGAAGUUUGACAGGUUUUUGGAGCAUGUUUUGGAUGAACAUAACGCCAGGAGAAAAGGGGUGGAGAAUUAUGUGGCCAGAGAUAUGGUUGAUGUGCUAUUGCAGCUUGCCGAGGACCCGAAUCUCGAUGUUAAGCUCGAGAGACAUGGCGUCAAAGCUUUUACUCAGGAUUUGAUAGCUGGUGGAACAGAGAGCUCAGCAGUGACAGUGGAAUGGGCCAUCUCUGAGCUACUAAAGAAACCAGGACUAUUCGCCAAGGCAACAGAAGAGUUAGACAGAGUCAUUGGCAGAGACAGAUGGGUCGAAGAGAAAGACAUCACUGACCUUCCCUUCAUCUACGCAAUCGUCAAAGAGACGAUGCGUUUGCACCCAGUGGCGCCUAUGCUAGUCCCCCGAAUGACAAGAGAAGACGUCAAAGUCGCCGGCUAUGACAUCCCCAAAGGCACGCGAGCCCUAGUCAGUGUGUGGGCUGUCGGAAGAGACCCAGAAUUGUGGGAGAACCCAAAUGAAUUUUGCCCUGAAAGAUUUAUUGGGAAAUCGAUUGAUGUUAAGGGCCAUGACUUUGAGUUGUUGCCAUUUGGGGCUGGAAGGAGAAUGUGUCCAGGGUACAGUUUGGGACUCAAAGUGAUUCAAUCAAAUUUGGCUAAUCUUCUCCAUGGAUUUGCAUGGAAAUUGCCUGGAAACAUGACAGAAAGGGAUCUAAACAUGGAGGAAAUUUUCGGGCUUUCGACUCCGAAAAAAUUUCCACUUGAAGCUGUGGUUGAACCGAGGCUUGCACCUCAUCUUUAUGCUAUGUAAUUUCUGUCUUUGUUUUCACUAAGUGGUUUGUGUGAGAGAGCGUAACGUGAGUGGAUUCCAGUUAAAUUCCGUCAAGUCUUGUUUAAUAGAUAAUAAAUCUAGAAAGUUAUCAGAUAAAAAAA
Messenger RNA from Mangifera indica (mango), 1716 nucleotides. Its product is annotated as trimethyltridecatetraene synthase-like. The record is from RefSeq and is a predicted model, not a curated record. The coding region runs from base 56 to 1594 and encodes 512 amino acids. The transcript is spliced from 2 exons. NCBI's taxonomy places the organism in Eukaryota, Viridiplantae, Streptophyta, Magnoliopsida, Sapindales, Anacardiaceae. Gene Ontology annotation, molecular function: oxidoreductase activity, acting on paired donors, with incorporation or reduction of molecular oxygen; heme binding; iron ion binding.